Erinaceus europaeus (western European hedgehog) is the source of this 729-nucleotide messenger RNA. RefSeq names its product solute carrier family 48 member 1 (gene SLC48A1). Gene Ontology annotation, biological process: heme transport. Gene Ontology annotation, molecular function: heme binding; heme transmembrane transporter activity. Lineage: Eukaryota; Metazoa; Chordata; Mammalia; Eulipotyphla; Erinaceidae. The transcript has 3 exons. Gene Ontology annotation, cellular component: plasma membrane; lysosomal membrane. The record is from RefSeq and is a predicted model, not a curated record. The coding region runs from base 125 to 565 and encodes 146 amino acids.
GCGGAGCGCGGGGCGGCGGCCGGGCGGCGGGGCGGCGGGGCGGCGGGGCGCUGCGGGCUGGCGCUCGGGGCCCUGCACCUGUGACUCGGCUGCGCUCGCCCUCCCGCUCGGCGCCCGCGGCCCCAUGGCCCCGUCCCGCCUGCAGCUCGGCCUCCGCGCCGCCUACUCCGGCCUCAGUUCGGUGGCCGGCUUCUCCAUCUUCCUCGUCUGGACGGUGGUCUACAGACAGCCGGGGACCGCGGCCAUGGGGGGGCUGGCAGGUGUGCUGGCGCUGUGGGUCCUGAUGACACACGUGAUGUACAUGCAGGAUUACUGGAGGACCUGGCUCAAGGGGCUCCGCGGCUUCUUCUUCGUGGGCGUCCUGUUCUCGGCCAUCUCUGUCGCCACCUUCUGCACCUUCCUUGCACUGGCCAUCACCCAACACCAGAGCCUCACAGACCCCAACAGCUACUACCUCUCCUGCGUCUGGAGCUUCAUCGCCUUCAAGUGGGCCUUCCUGCUCAGCCUGUACGCCCAUCGCUACCGGGCCGACUUUGCUGACAUCAGCAUCCUCAGCGACUUCUGACCCAGGAGCUGCAGUCUCUGCCCCCACCCCCUGGGGGUUCUUGGGACUUGGACUUGACCUCUGAGACAUCCCUCAGCUCUUCCCACACACACCCACUGGAGGGUGGGGAGAGCGGGGCGGGGGGAGCAGCAUCGUGGCAGAAAAUACACAGCCAGAGGACUGUG